AUGCGGCGCGCGUGGCGAGCGGGCCGCGUGCUGCACGUGGCGGCGCUGCUGGCGGCGGCGCUGCCCCGGCCGGCCGCGGAGCCGCCGCGCGCGUGCCGCGCCGACGCGCUGUGCCUGUGCCGCGACGACCACCUCGCCUGCAGCCUCGUGCCCUUCCACAGGUUUCCUGAUACAGACGCUUCGGUGUGGCAUGUGUCGGUGUCGCAGGCGCGGCUGGGCGCGCUGGGCGAGGCGGCGCUGGACGCGCGGCGCCUGCGCACGCUCGUGCUCGUGGCCUCGCAGCUGCACCACAUCGAGCCGCGCGCGCUCUCGUCCAUGGCAAACACGCUGGCCUCGUUGGAUCUAGGAUACAAUGAAUUCACAGAGGUACCGAUAGAAGCGUUACACGAACUGAAAGUGUUAAACUGGCUCAAUUUGCAGAACAACUUCAUAAGCGAAAUCGACCCGAAGAUGGACUGGGGGUUUCUGGUCGAAUCUCUGAGCACACUCUCCCUGAGCAACAACCACCUGUGCGCGCUGAGCUCGGGCGCGCUGGCGCCGCUGCGUCGGCUGGCGGCGCUGGAGCUGGACGGCAACCGGCUGCACGCGCUGGCGCCGGGCGCGCUGCCGCCGGCGCUGGCGCUGCUGCGGCUGGCCGACAACCUGCUGCCGCGCCUGCCCUGCGCCGCCGCGCGCCUGCCGCGCCUGCGCCACCUGCAGCUGCGCGACAACCUGCUGCGCGCCGCCGCCAACCACUCCUGCCGCCUCGAGCGCUCCAGGAUAGACUCUCUCGAUCUCAGCCACAACGAGCUCGAUGAUUAUUACGACUUCGAAUUUCUUGCCAAAUUGCAGCUCAAGCAACUCAUCUUGGAUAUGAACGAUUUCACGACCAUUCCUUCCCUGCCGCUGGACAAUAUGCGUCUCGUAAAACUGUCAAUCUCGCACAAUCGAAUAGCGGUCGUUUCGGAUGCGGCUGUACAUGCGUUGAAACGCGAUUUGGAACGCCUCGACUUGGACCACAACGACUUGGCAACUUUACCGAGCAGCGUCAGGGAGUUAACGCGGCUGAGGUAUCUGUCGGUCGCCUACAACAGGCUGGAAGAGCUGGAGGACCUGCCGCCGAACCUGUACUCGCUGUCGGCGGCGGGCAACUACUUGAGCGCGUUCCCGGCGGGGCUGAGCGGGCUGGCGCCGGGCGCGCUGACGCGGCUGGAGCUGGGGUACAACCGCAUCGCGAGCGUGGCGCCGGAGGCGUUCGGCGCGUGGGCGCGCGCGCUGGCCGCGCUGGGGCUGCGCGGGAACCGCAUCGCGCAGCUGCCGGCCGGCGCGCUCCCGGCGCUGCCGCUGCGCGAGCUGGCGCUGAGCUUCAACGACCUGUACUACGUCGACCCCGCCGCGUUCGCUGACCUCACCGAGUUACACUUGUUGGAGUUAUCCUCUACGCUCUUCAGCGGAGAGUUCCCUCUGGAAUCACUGUUGACGAACUUGACGUGGCUCACUUUAGAUAAUAAUAAUAUUCAUCGAGUGUCGUCGGACGAUAUCUAUAAUUUUCCGUCUUUGGAAUUUCUUAAUUUAGAUUUUAAUAAGAUAGUAGAGUUUCCUAGUGAAAUGAAUGAAACGAACAGUGCUUCUCGGCUUAAGGAACUGAGACUGUCAUACAACUACAUAAGCAAAGUGAACUCAAAGUUUCUUAUGAAUUUAUCCGAAUUGCAAAGCAUAGAUUUGUCGUACAAUCGUAUGCUCAACAUCAGCGAGCAUAGCUUUGCAAGUUUACGGAACUUGGUUUAUUUAAGUUUAGCCGGGAACCUCGUAGAGUUCGUCGCCGAUAGAGCGUUCAGUGAUCUGCCAAGACUAGAAGCUCUCGACCUGCAGCAGAACCGCUUGCUCGAGUUCUCUACUGGAUAUUUUGAAAACGUAUCUAGUGAAGAAAAAGACUUAGCCGUAAACGUUAGCCACAACCAAAUAUCAACACUCACCGGGGGGCCCGCCGUUUAUAUCAGCAUUUUGGAUUUAUCUUACAACUCGAUCGAAACUUUGCCCAAAAGUUUCUUUGAUUCAUUGGGUGCAAGCAUUAGACAAAUACUUUUAUCGCAUAACAGACUAUUGCACAUUGAUAACUACAGUUUCAGCAACCUACCAAAAUUACAAAUUUUAAGUUUAAACAAUAACAAUAUUAGUUCAGUGAAAAAACGAUCAUUUUCUGAUUUGUCUUCAUUGCAGAUACUCGAUCUUUCCCAUAACAAACUAGGACAGUUGUCUAUCGAGCAGUUCCACAACAUGCGGUGCCUGCGCCACCUGCGGCUGGCCGCCAACGAGCUGCGCGCGCUGCCGCGGGACUGCUUCAAGAACACGGUGCUGGAGCACCUGGACCUCAGCGACAACCGGCUCGGGCUGUUCCCCGGCAGCGCGCUGGCGCACGUGGGCUUCACGCUGCGCCGCCUGGAGCUCGCGCGCAACCGCCUGGAGUACCUGGACGCCGCCAUGCUGCACGCCACCUCCUUCCUGCACGAGCUGGGGCUCGCGAGCAAUGCUCUCACGGUGCUCUCGGACAACACUUUCGCCGGCCUCUCUCGACUCGCUCGGCUCGACCUUUCCCAUAAUUCUAUAAAAACCAACUUUAAGGAGCUCUUUCACAACCUGCCCAGACUCAGAAAGCUGGCACUGGCCGGCUCUGGACUGAAGGUUAUCCCUCAUCUACCACUCGCUAAUCUGACCCAUCUCGAUCUGAGCGUAAAUCAGAUUGCUUCUUUUCGCGAAACAGAUGUCCGCCGACUCACCAACUUACGUUCACUUGACAUAUCAUUCAACAAACUGACAUCGCUCCAUCCAUCGAUGUGGACGGGUCUCCCUAGAUUGUCUAGUUUAGAUGUAUCACAUAAUCCAUUGGUUCGAGUGACAAGAGGAUCAUUCGAGGGUCUAGAUAAAUUGAUGCAUCUUAGAAUGGAACAUCUGUGGCAUCUGGAUGCAAUCGAACCGCGCGCAUUUUUGUCACUCGCAUCCCUGCGGUCGGUGGCUAUAGAAUCUCCGACUGGAGGCGUAUCUAUCGCGGCGGUGGCCAGCUACGUUCCAGGUCUCGAGUCGAUCGUGCUGCACGUGAGAUCGAGCGCGCUCGACGAGCAGUUGCACGGGCUGCGGGCGCCCAAGCUCCGCGCGCUGGAAGUGCGGGGAGGCGCGCUGCGGCGCGUGUCGGCGCACGCGUUCGCGUCGCUGGGCCGGCAGCGCGCGCUGGCGCUGCGGCUGAGCGGCACGGGCGUGACCGCGCUGCCGGCGGGGCUGGUGCGGCCGCUGGCGCGCGUGCCGCACCUCGCGCUGGACUUCAGCGACAACCGGCUGGUCUCGUUCGGCCCGGCGACGUUGUACCCGAACCUGACGGGCUGGAACCGAUUCGCCACCAAACUCGCUUCGGGUGGGUUGGUGGUGGCGGGCAACCCGCUGCGCUGCGGCUGCAGCGUGUCGUGGGUGGGCGCGUNGCUCGAUCCAGUGUGGGACCGUAAGAUAUCCUGCCAACCAUUGCAUNCGCGGCGCAGCGAGUGCGUGGCGGCGGGCGGGCGGCGCGCGCUGCUGGCGCUGGACGCGGACGAGGCGGAGUGCCACGCCAGCGCGCUGUCCAGCGACGCGCGUGCGCCGGCGCCGCCCGCCUUCUUCUGGAUCGUGCUUCUUCAUUCUGACCAUCCGAGCGAGGGCUGGGGCUGGCGCGCGGCCAGCGCGGCCGCGGCGUGUGCGAUGCAAAUGUUAAACGACUGCGGGCGCGCCCAGCCGCCCACCUGCAUGCGGCCCAGGCCAUCAAAUGCAUUCUGA
This is a messenger RNA of Ostrinia furnacalis (Asian corn borer), 3777 nucleotides long. Its product is annotated as chaoptin. The transcript has 7 exons. The coding region runs from base 1 to 3777 and encodes 1258 amino acids. Lineage: Eukaryota; Metazoa; Arthropoda; Insecta; Lepidoptera; Crambidae. Gene Ontology annotation, molecular function: protein binding. The record is from RefSeq and is a predicted model, not a curated record.